AUGCUUGAUUUUGUGCGCGAAACUCCAGAGUUGGUUUUGCUUCUUCUGUGCCAAUGUGGUUUAUUCGUACUACUCCCGGAUCUUCUGAGCAGUCGGAAUAGCUGUCGGCAGGGAGCUUGUCACCCAUUGGUGGGAGAUCUGCUUGUGGGGCGCAGCCAACAGCUGACUGCUUCGUCUACCUGUGGACUGUUUGGCCCUCAGAAGUAUUGCAUCGUGGGGCACCUCGCGGAUAAGAAGAAAUGUUUCACCUGCGAUUCCAGGCAUCCCUAUCACCCGCUGUUCCAAACCGACAGCCACUUUAUCGAAAACGUGGUCGCCCGUUCGGAACGCGAUCGAAAGAAGUGGUGGCAAUCUGAAAACGGUGUCAACCAUGUCAGCAUUCAACUGGAUUUGGAAAACAUGUUUCAGUUCAGUCAUCUUAUUCUGAUUUUCAAGACUUUUCGUCCUGCCGCCAUGUUGGUAGAACGAUCCGCAGAUUACGGUCAAACCUGGAAGGUCUACAGAUAUUUUGCACAAAACUGUGCUGCGUCUUUUCCCGACAUUCCUUCAAGGCCACCCAAAACGGUUGGAGACGUUGUUUGUGACUCCAAAUAUUCAGAUAUCGAACCGUCAACUGAAGGGGAAGUUAUUUUCAAAGUUCUGGACCCCACUUUUGAAAUAGAAAAUUCUUACGCUCCGCACAUCCAAGAGCUGGUGGCUUUUACAAAUCUAAGAGUCAACUUUACAAAGCUUCACAUGUUGGGAGAUACUUUACUUGGAAAAAAGGAACAGAAUCUUCUGGGAAAAUACUACUACGCGCUUUAUGAAAUGGUUGUGCAUGGGAGCUGCAUGUGCAAUGGCCACGCCGGCCACUGUGGACCUGGAGAAAAUCUCCGAGGGGACGUCUUCCAUGAGCCUGGGAUGGUCCACGGAAACUGCCUUUGUGAACACAACACAGAUGGUUUGUCCUGUGAACGAUGCAAAGAUUUCUACAAUGAUGUCCCUUGGAGGCCGGCUGAAGGAUCCCAGGAAAAUGCUUGCCAAAAAUGUGACUGCAAUGGUCAUUCGGAGAGCUGCCACUUUGAUAUGGCGGUGUACCUUGCUAACAACCGUACCAGGGGCGGAGUUUGCGAAGACUGUCGGCACAACACAAUGGGGCAACACUGUGGACGGUGCAAGCCUUUUUUUUAUCAGGAUCCCCAGAAGGCCAUGGUGGACCCUCACGCGUGUAUCCCUUGUGACUGUGAUCCAGAAGGCACUCUGCAAGAUGGGCUGUGCCAGGAUCAUUCAGAUCCUGUCCUUGGAACCAUUGCUGGCCAGUGUCGUUGCAAAGCCAACGUUGAAGGAGUCCGUUGUGACAAGUGCAAGCCACACUACUAUGGAAUCAAUGGAAGCGAUCCCCUCGGCUGUCAGCCUUGCAGGUGUCACUCAGCGGGGAGUUUGCCUUUCUCUGUCUGCAACCCAGAAUCUGGAAAGUGUGUGUGCCAGGAAUUUGUCACUGGACAACGUUGUGAAGACUGUCUGGACGGAUACUGGGGUCUUGGAAGUCACGUAUACGGAUGCUCCCCGUGUGACUGUGACAUUGGUGGUGCCUACAAUAAUUCGUGUGCACUUACUGAUGGACAGUGUGAUUGCCGAUCUAAUAUAGUAGGCAGACAAUGUGGAGACCCAGCUGCAGGCUACUUUUUUUUACCUUUAGAUUAUUAUAUCUACGAAGCUGAAGAUUCAACGCCUCUCCCUGGACCUCUGCCCUUGAAUCCGGUUCCAUUCAGCAGAAACCCGUCUCUGAAUAUUGUGAUUAAAGAGGUCAUCCCUGGAAAACCCGUGACGUGGUCAGGGCUGGGUUUUGUGCGCGUGGAAAGCAAAGCUGGGUUACGUUUUUCCAUCGACAACAUUCCCUUUCUGAUGGACUUUAACGCCAUCAUCCGUUAUGAGCCAGAGUUGCUAUCUACCCCAAUAUGCUUGCAACCAAAGACGGAAUAUUUUGUAGAUGUCUAUUUUUCCAAGACGUCGGAUCCUGAACCCAAGUCCCGAUCCUCCAUAUUGGUUGAUUCAAUCGGACUCCUUCCUGCCAUCGCUUCCGUGGAAAACCUAUGCGAUCAAAAUGAUUUGGAGGAGUUCCAGCAGUAUCACUGUGUAGAGAGUGCCUCAGAUAUCGGGCCUCACAUCUUACCAGAAACCUGUGCAAAACUCAUUGCGAGUUUGUCUGCCCGGAUUCACAAUGGCGCCGUCCCCUGCAGGUGUCACCCACAAGGUUCUUUAAAUUCCCACUGCACAAAACUUGGAGGCCAGUGCCAAUGCAAACCCAAUGUUGUAGGACGCUGUUGCGAUAAAUGUGCCGCCGGAAGUCACAGCUUCGGACCCCAAGGUUGCCUUGCAUGUCAAUGUCAUCCGCAAGGAUCAGUAAGCACCUUGUGUGACCAGGGGACCGGGGAGUGUUCUUGUCGACCGGAAGUCGCCAGCCAGCGGUGCGAUCAAUGCCUAGUUGGAUACUUUGGGUUUCCUCACUGUCGUCCUUGUGCUUGCAACGGCUUCGCGGAACUUUGCGAUUCGCAGACUGGAGCAUGUUUGAACUGUACGAGGUUCACCACCGGAUCUAACUGUGAAAGGUGCUUGGAUGGGUAUUAUGGGAAUCCCCUGGAAAGAGAAUCUUGUCGUCCGUGCUUGUGCCCAGAUUCCCCAACCAGCAAGAGAUAUUUUGCACAUUCCUGUUUCCAAAACCCUCAGACCGAACGGUUAAUCUGCAAAUGCUUUGUGGGCUAUUCAGGUGACCGCUGUGAUAACUGCUCCAGUGGAUUUCAUGGAAAUCCAGGUGUACCCACCGGCAAAUGUCUUCCUUGUUCUUGCAAUAACAACACGGAUGUGGCAGACCCAGAAUCUUGCAACAAGGACACUGGAGAGUGUUUAAAAUGCUUACACAACACUCACGGGCCAAACUGCCAGUUCUGUAAACCUGGUUACUUUGGCUCAGCACUUCUGAGGAACUGUAGAAAAUGUAACUGCAACCUUUUGGGUGUGAAUCCGGCAAAAUGCCCACCUGGAAGUGACUUUUGCGCAUGUAACCAGACCAGUGGCGAGUGCCCUUGCUCACCUCAUGUGAUAGGCGAGAAGUGUGACCGAUGCGCUCCUGGCUUCUGGAACAUGGCCCAGAGAAGAGGAUGCUGUCCUUGCGGUUGUCAUCUCAAACAUUCCAUAAGCAACAUUUGUGAUCAGCUUACAGGCCAGUGUCCGUGUAAAGUCGGUUAUGCCGGAAGACGUUGCGACAUCUGUUCUGAAAACCAUUAUGGCAUUGAUUGUAUCGAAUGUAAGUGUAACAAGGACGGGACGCUGACACCUGCUUGUGAUCAAGACACUGGAGUGUGUCAGUGCCGGACGGGGGUGACCGGAAAGCACUGCGAUCAGUGUGCGCGCAAUCACAAUCAAGGGUUUCCUUCUUGUUCUCGUUGCCACCUUUGUUUCGAUCAGUGGGAUCAUAUCAUGAAUUCCUUGUCCCGGAGAAUCCAAAAAUUAUUGAAAUUCGCUGCAACGCUUGCCGAUAAGAGGAGAACCAUGCCGGGCUGUGAUUUCGACCUCAAGGGCUAUGAAAAUAAAAUUUCUGACUUAGAAAAGAUCUUGAAAAGUCCUUUCCCGUUAUCAGAGACGGUCUUGGAUAUUAAAAAAGUCCACGACGAUAUUAGGCAAACGGUUUCUCACAUGUCUCUGCAACCUGGCCCACUGGAUCAGAUUCCCGAUUUCCAUAGCAUGAUUGAAAACUUGCAAAAAGACAUUGAUAAUCUCUCGGGAACCCUGCAGAAGAGAACGGAAGUACACCGCAGAAUGACUUACCUGCGAUUCCAGGAUUUUUUCAGCAAAAUAAAGAAUUAUCAUCAAAUCAUGCUGGCUGCUGAGAAGAGAAUCAACGACACCAGAUCUCUCCUUGUUCGUGGGGAGAAAAUAAGGAGCAAUGUGUUUGCCCUGCUGAAUGAUCUGGACACCGAGAAAAACAUUACGCUGAACCGCCUGAAGACGUUCACAAUUUCAGAAAUUGAAAAUAUCAAUGAAAAAGUAUGUGGGAUGCCAGGAAAUGUCUCGUGUGCCAUGGCAGAGUGUGGCGGGGCUUUAUGUCGUGACAGGCAGGGCCACAAACAUUGUGGCGGUCCAAACUGUGAUGGCGCAUACCCCCUUUCUACCAAUGCCUUUAGAAAGGCUGAUCUGACGGGCCUGCUGUUAAGUAAGCUAACCAAUCAGACGCAAGGAUCUCAGAAUAAGGUCAAAAGUAUAAGGAAAAUGACUGAUGACACUAUGGAGAAAACAUUGGAGAUUCGUGGAAAACUGGAGAAAAGUAAAUAUCAAAUCAAAAACGAAAGAGAAAGCUUAAAAGACCUGAUCAAGAAGCUGAGAAACUUUUUGCUAGAGGAAAGUGCCCCACCGGAGGAUAUAGAAAAAGUUGCAAAUUAUGUUCUGGCGAUUAAGAUGCACGAGGGACCUCAGGAGCUUCCAGACCUGCUCAGCAACCUCAAGAGCCUCAUGUCACAUUGUGAGGAACACACAGAAUAUACCAAAAGCUUAAGGAAACAAAAGGAAGAGGCCGAGAAGCUUUUGAAGAAAGCCGGAGAAACUGAGGAUCAAACAAAAGCUCUCACUGCACCUGACGAAAUUCUAACACACCUGAAAGACGUUGAAGAUACUCAGAGACAAACUCAAGGCAUCUUGGCAAUUUCCAGUGAGAAAAUAGAAGAGAUGCUAACAAAUAUUUCAGAGGCUGAGAACCAAAUGAAGAAGGCCGACACCCAGUUGCAGUCUUUUCCAGAAAAACAGUUCAAGCUGGCAGAUGAAAUAAAUUCCCUGAAGACCAAAAUGGAGAGGAGCAAAAUCCAAGCCACAGAUGCAAAAUCAAAGGCAGGAGAAGCCCAAACGCAAGCAACAGCGAGUAAUAAGGAACUUUCUAAUCUCGAACACGAAUACCACAACUUGCAAGAAAAACUCCUGACCAGCGGACUUUCGUUAGAAAUCUUGGAGAAACUCAACCGGUUGAAAAAAGAGGCAGAAGAACUCGCUAAUGACACUGCAGAGAAGGCGAAAAGAAUCACCGAUCUGGAAAAGAAGAUACAAGAUCUGAACCAGAUUAAACGGCAAAAAGCGGAUCAGCUGAAGCAACUGGAGAAUCAAGUUAUCGCUAUUAAAAACGAGAUCGCUGAGGAAUCCAACAGAUACGCUACUUGUAAAAGUUAG
Molecule: messenger RNA, 5190 nt
Organism: Thamnophis elegans (Western terrestrial garter snake)
Lineage: Eukaryota; Metazoa; Chordata; Lepidosauria; Squamata; Natricidae
Gene: LAMB4
Product: laminin subunit beta 4
Exons: 32
Coding region: 1-5190 (1729 amino acids)
Biological process (GO): axon guidance
Cellular component (GO): basement membrane
Source: RefSeq, a predicted model, not a curated record